UUGACAAGUGUAUUUUGCAAUGAUCCAGUUCGUAAAUACUACGUUUUUAAAUCAUUAUUGUAAAAUAUAAGCUUCUUAUAGCAAUAAUAACAAAUUUAAACGAAAAUGGAGGAUAUGGCAAGGCUAGCUGUGAUAGAACAAAGUGUUCGAGAUGUAGAUAAGUUUAAUAAAAUUCUGUACGAACUUCUGCAAUAUAUUAGUCAUAUUUUAGAAAAUCCUCACGAUAAUGAACUGAGAACAAUAAAGAGCGAGAUUCUAAAAGAUGUGUUAAACUGUGACGCUUUCAAAGAGUACUUGAAAUAUGUCGGAUUUAAGCCGGAGGGAACAGAAGUAAUUUAUCCGAAGGAGCAAACAUUGAACAACUUGAGGAUGGCACAAGCAUCAAUAGAGAGGAAGUUAUGUUUCUGUUACGGAGCCGUGAACAGGCAGAAGAGAGUCAAGUUUAGUCAGAAGAAGACUAGUUUAAAACCGACUAAGAUUCUGACAACAAAUAACAGUCUUCUAUUAAAAAUAGAGAGGUUGUUCAAUGAUGUCCUAGCGUAUGAGGACGAGGAUCUCCAGGAGUAUGCACGGGAAAAGAUACCGAUAGUCACACUCCAGCUUUUGGCGCUAGAGCGGGUACGGGAGAAUCAGAAGUUAAUUAAAACUGGUGAACUCAAAGGUCUGGACCUACCGUUCGACAUAGCUCUGCUGAUGGAGCUGAUGAGCUGGUUCAAGUACAAGUUCUUCAAGUGGGUGGACCAGCCUCCCUGCGAGGGGUGUGGGGGACAGACCUCCUUCAGUAACAUACUCACUGUUACCACUGAUAAGGAGACUUGUAGGAUGGAAGUGUACAACUGCGUUGCGUGUCCGGUGGGCGCGAAGUUCGUGCGGUACAACGACCCGCGCACGUUGCUGCGCACGCGCCGCGGCCGGUGCGGCGAGUGGGCCAACUGCUUCGCGCUCAUAUGUCGCGCGCUCGGGUACGACACCAGGCUCAUAUACGACACUACCGACCAUGUCUGGUGCGAGAUAUUCGACUACGACUCCAACACAUGGCUACACGCGGACCCUUGCGAGGCCAAACUGAACGCGCCCCUCCUGUACUCGCACGGGUGGGGCAAGAAACUAUGUUACGUCAUAGCAGUAUCCAGGGACGAUGUACAAGACGUUACCUGGAGGUACACCAACGACCAUAAAGCUGUGUUAUCCCGUCGCAAGGAGUGCUCGGAGCAGGAAUUGUUGUCGUGUAUACUGACCCUGCGGGAACACCGACAGAGACAAGUGUCGGAGCCGCGGAGGAGACAUCUUGCUAAACGGACGCUGCAGGAACUUGUCACGCUUAUGGUGGAGAAAAAACCAACAGACUAUGAAUCCCACGGAAGAAUAUCAGGGUCGAAGCAGUGGCGCAGUGACCGCGGCGAGCUCGGGCCGCAGUCCCCCGGACACAGCUUCGAGUUCACUGACCCCGGGCUCUGCGCCCUGCACUACCACGCCGCCACCGACUGCUACCGCGUGCUGCGCGACGGGGACGAGCUACGGACCCUGCCCAGCUGGGCUGCGGGGGUCUACGACCAUAAGAAUAUCUUCAGGAAAGUUGAACACGACUGGAAGAAAGUUUAUCUGGCUAGAGAAGAGGGCGAGGCAGUGGGGCACGUGUCGUGGCGCGUGUGCGCGGGCCCGGGGCUGCUCCUGUCGCGGCUGCGCGCGCGCGUGGCCACGCAGCUGUACUCCACCGGGACACUCACGUGGACGCUGCAGUACGACGACUUGCCGCCUGUACCUGCCGACUUCGAUAAUGACGAUAUACAGCGCGGCGUCACACUGGACCGCACGUGUCGGUCGUUAAUACUUCGCGUGGAACUCACUGGCGGGGAAGGCGAUGUCGCCUGGCAACACGCACAACUCUGCAGACAACCACUAGAUGGCGCCCCGCCUGCACUGCAAAUUAGUGCUAUAGUCAUACCAAGGACUUAGAAAAUUGGAAAAUGAAACCUUAUUGCCUUAACAGAAGAGAUACUUUUGUCUAAAGGACUUGAGUUCCAUUGUCUCACCACGAACCUAGUAAUAGUACUUUUAAAUGUAAUGCUUUGCUAAUAUCAACUUUAUUGUCUGAAUAGAUGGGGUACUUUUUGCUCUGUUAUUAUAAUUUCCAUCUUAUAAUGUGAGGGGUUUUGUCUGACACUCUCGACUGUAUUAUGGCGUACAAUAACCGAUUGUAAUCUAAAAUUGGCGUUCCAUAGUCCCUGCUUACCCCCUAGGUGACAGGCGUGAAGUUAUGUAUGUAUGUAAUCCAAAAUCUCUGGAUUUAUCUAAGUUUAGGCCCUAACCGCACUAAGACUGUCGCGGAGAACCUAACGGGUAACCAGGGCUCCGGCUCGACGUGCAGGAGAAGGAACGGGGUGGUUUUUAG
Messenger RNA from Spodoptera litura, 2392 nucleotides. It is a transcript of the gene Pngl, whose product is annotated as N-glycanase Pngl. Gene Ontology annotation, biological process: glycoprotein catabolic process; protein deglycosylation. NCBI's taxonomy places the organism in Eukaryota, Metazoa, Arthropoda, Insecta, Lepidoptera, Noctuidae. The record is from RefSeq and is a predicted model, not a curated record. Gene Ontology annotation, molecular function: peptide-N4-(N-acetyl-beta-glucosaminyl)asparagine amidase activity. Gene Ontology annotation, cellular component: nucleus; cytoplasm; cytosol.